AUGGACAGCAAGACCGGCAGCCUGACGGCCCGCGGCAAGGGGAAGGCGCCCGGCCCCCCGCCGCCGCCGCCGAGUCGCGACGACGCGAACGGCGGCGGGCACCGCCGUGGGUGGCAGAGGAGGAGCAUCUGGCCGCGUGGCCGCGCCGUGGUCGUGGCUCUUGUCGCGAUGAUCGCCGCCGCCGCGUUCCUUCUCUUCGCUGACGCCCUCCCCGUGGCGCCCCCUUCGCCCGAGUGGCUACUCGCGGCGUACGUUCUUUGGAUCAUCGGGCUGAACAUGCUGGUUUGGCUAAUGAACUGA
Panicum virgatum (switchgrass) is the source of this 300-nucleotide messenger RNA. RefSeq names its product protein AUXIN-REGULATED GENE INVOLVED IN ORGAN SIZE-like. The record is from RefSeq and is a predicted model, not a curated record. NCBI's taxonomy places the organism in Eukaryota, Viridiplantae, Streptophyta, Magnoliopsida, Poales, Poaceae. The coding region runs from base 1 to 300 and encodes 99 amino acids. The transcript has a single exon.